Molecule: messenger RNA, 3963 nt
Organism: Stegostoma tigrinum
Lineage: Eukaryota; Metazoa; Chordata; Chondrichthyes; Orectolobiformes; Stegostomatidae
Exons: 11
Coding region: 33-1691 (552 amino acids)
Biological process (GO): protein palmitoylation
Cellular component (GO): Golgi membrane
Molecular function (GO): protein binding; palmitoyltransferase activity
Source: RefSeq, a predicted model, not a curated record
GGAGCUGGGCUGGAGUUGGACUCGAACUCUCAAUGCUACCUGCAGCGCCGCUUUCUCACUGGGCGGCCCCUAGCUCCGCUUUCUCUGAAGCGCUGAGCCGGGGCGACCUGCAGCAGUGCGCUCGUUGGCUGCAGCAAGACCGGGCAGUGCUCAGUGCCAGAGGCUGGCAUGGGUUCACGCCACUUCACCAUGCAGCAUACCGUGGCCACAAAGCUUUGUCGUACCUGCUACUGGAACAUGGGGCAGACAGUAAUAUUCCCAACAAUGCAGGAGAGACACCCUUUCAUUUUGCCUGUAGGCGUGGGGCACUGUGCAUUGUGCAUCAAAUGGUGAAGAAAGGGGCGAAUGUGGCAGCACUGGAUAACCAAGGGAAGACUGCCCUUCACCAGGCUGUGUCUGGUGGCAGUGUAGUCGCUAUCCGUUACCUUGAAGAAAUGGGUCGGUUUGAUUUCCGUGAGCCGGACAGGUUUCUGCAGACUCCUCUGCACACUGCGGUCUCCAUUGGCAACGAGGACGUCAUCAGAUAUUUGCUGAGAGGUGCGAGGUGCCGAGUCGAUGCGGCUGACACAUGGGGCAUGACUCCCAUGCACGUGGCGGCUCAGACAGGAUCAGCUGCCAUUUGCUGGCUGCUGGCAACGGGAGCUGGCAUCCCUCUCCUCCAGCUACGGAACAAGGAUGGGCUGACCCCGCUGGAUCUCGCGAAGCAAGGCAAAACGCACAGACACCAGGAAGUAACAAAACUGCUCAACAAGUUCAGCAAGGAAUCACAGACAGGAAAACCCAAGGAACCAUUCGGACUGUACUAUGGCUGUCUGCUGUUCCCAGGAGUCCUGAGUGCAGUUGUGUUCCUCAUCGCAAGUUACCUCAGGCAAUAUGGGGGAGUUUUCAGUCUCAUUGCUUUUGCUGUCCUUGGCAGAACAGUUUUUUUCCAGUACCACCGCAUUUCCCACCUUUCCAGGUUACCAAAUCCAAUGUACCUUGGCACCUUUGCUGCUGGGAUCUUUCAUUCUUUGUACUGCUUCUAUUGCAAGAUCCUACCAGGCCUGUGGCCUGCAUACCUCCUGCUGUGUUGCAUGACACUGCAGGCCACCCUGUUGCUGUGGAUGUUCAAGGAGAUGUUAACCAGGGACCCGGGGAAGCUGCAGGAAACUAGCUGCAAGGCUGUGUAUGUAACCAUCACCGAGCUUAUCGAAGCAAAUGAGAAUCCAUCCAGAUUCUGCAUCUACUGUGAGAUUAUUCAACCAGAGCAAGCGAAGCACUGUAAGCUGUGCAACAUGUGUCUGGUGAACUUUGACCAUCAUUGUCUUUUCCUCAUGAAAUGCGUGGCCAAGAAUAAUCGCCGACUCUUCAAUCUGUUCCUCAUGGAGGUCUUCUUCUGUCACCUGACCUUUGCAGCAUCAGCUGUCUGGUCCCUACAUCUUCAAUACAGUCUGAACUUGGAAACGGUCCUAGCCAUUCUCAGCAGUGAGUCCUGGGUGGUAGCACUGGCCCUGAUGAACGUCGCUACGGCCUUCUGGGAAUUGGUGAUCCUAAAGGAUCAGCUGGUGACUAUUUCCACAAACUGCACUACCACUUUCCGGAAGGUGCCACACGCCUCAGUGUUCACAUGGGGACGCCGUAUGAGAAACAUUGCAGCGUUCUUCAUCACUGGGAACGGGACCCAGAGUCACCAAUUUGCGAGUCAGUUCUAGACUUUUCUCCUUUAGAGCUACGCCAUGAUGCUGCCAGACCUGCUGUUCCCGAUGCUACCAGACUUCUGUUCCCGAUUCACAGCAUCCGCAGUUCUUUCAGUUUUUAACAAAUUCAGUUCCCUAGGUUCAGUGAAAAACAACAAAGAUUAAGAAUGGAAUCCAAAUUUGAUUGUUUCCAGCAAUAGGAAUGACCAGUCACUGAAGCGGCAUUUUAAAAUCUAAAUGCGUCAACCUGAAUCUGAGACAGACAUUGAAUCUGUCACCAGUGUGGAGUGUUGUGCCCUGCAAUGUUUGAGAGUCAUAGAGAUGUACAGCAUGGAAACAGACUCUUUGGUCUAACUCGUCCAUGCUGACCAGAUGCCUUAAAUUAAUCCAGACCCAUUUGCCAGCAUUUGGCCCAUAUCCCUCUAAACCCUUCUAAUUCAUGUAUCCAUCCAGAUGCCUUUUAAAUGUUUAUAAUUGUAUCAGCCUCCACCACCUCCUCUGGCAGUUCAUUCCAUACACGCGUGGUCGUCUGCAUGAAAUAGUUACCCCUUAGGUCCCUAAUAAAUCUUCCCCUCUCACCUUAAACCUAUACCAUCUAGUUUUGCACUAUUCCAUCCUGGAAAAAAUGGCUAUUCACUCCACCCAUGUCCCUCAUGAUUUUAUAAACUUAUGCACAGUCAUCCCUCAGCGUCUGACACUCCAGGGAAGAUAGUUCCAUUUGAAGAAAAAGGAUGAGAAAAGAACAGCAGAUUUUGAAAUGAGUGUGUGGCAGGGGAUACUUAGAACUCACUGGCUGGAGAGAAAGAUGAAUGAAUGGGGUUGGCCAGGAUGCUAAAUUCAGGAAUCAGAAGAGUGGCUAAUCACAGAGAGAGAACAGAAGACAAGUGCAGACAUUAUAGACUAAGCUCGCAGUCUUGUCCACCCUUGUCCUUGGUUGAAAAGUAAAUUGGGAGUAUAAAACAGAGGAAGAUGAGGAAUCAAUUGGGCCGAUAUUAUUGAGAUGUGGAUUGAACAAGUCUUGAGAGGAAGUGGGAGAAUGCCAACAACCCCUGCUGACAGCUAUGGCAGAAAUGAAUGAAUACUUAUAGACAGUAUCUUCUGAGGCAGGGCUGACGAAAUAUAUUGUAGGAGUAGAGAGUAAGCCUUCCUCAGGAUUUGAGAACACUAUUACUGAUCUGCCCAAUGCUCAGAAGGUUCAAUCUCCCUUCGGUCAGAAGGCUGGAAAUCUUUGUAAACCUUUCAGAUGAUGACUUAUGAUUGAGCACUCCAAUGAGAAGUCAAACUCAAGAGUUAGAGGUAUCAGCAAACUAAAACAUUGCAACAGAAGGCGAAAGAUGUGGGCAGUAAGGUUUAAAACCAGCCUUAGGUUUGAAACAUUCAGACGGAGGAAGGGAAGACUGGGAGGCAAGCUGCUGAACUAGUGCUGAUUGGUGACUAAGCAGUAAAGUCACCAUAGUCUUAGCAGACCAUAGGGCUGCUCUCACAUUUGAAAGAGACGACUGGUCACCACACCUCAGAUGACAGGAGAGAUUGCGAAAGAGAGUCCAUGAUAACCUCAGCUGGUGCAGGAAAUGAACUCUGCAUUGCAAUCAGCCAUCCAGGUAACUGACCCCCCUCAACUAAUAGGAGACACUGGGAUUUCUAAUAGAAUGUGCAAACAAAGACAAGGAACAGUUGGUUGGAUAAUGAAAUAUUCUGAUGUAUCCCUACAUUGUUCGGUUUCUUAAUUGAUAAUUCUAUACUUGUGUUUUUACUUGCUUUAACAAUGAGCUCUUUUUAAAAGAUGGAAUCAGGUACGAAGGGAAUUUGAGACGAAGUAUUGGCUGCAAGACUUUUCCAUGCGUAAGGCAUCCCUGGAAUCUAUAGUAGGACAUUUUUUUUCUUCUUUUUCUCUUGCACUGAUAAAUGAUCUCACUUCCUUCUCAACUGAGUUCAGCUCAAAAUUUCAGUCAGUGUUGCAUUGACUCAGACAUAGAUACAUUCCUUCUAAUAACACAGUGGCAUAAAUUUUGAUUACUGAGCAAAUACAAAGCACAUUCUUUGAAAAUAUGAAUCAUCUCUCAAUGGUCGCUUCCCUCCCAUGUGUUGUUCAAUGGAUCUGAGGCACUUACAGUGUAUUGUGAUCACUUGUAUUUAGCGUAUUUUAGCUUGUGUUAGAGGAGAAGAAUAAUUUAUUUCAGACAUAAACAGGUUUUCUUAAUUCUUCAUUUACAAUAAGUCAGGGAAUGUCCAGUAAUAUUCAUUAGCUUCCAUGGAAAGAACCUGAGUUAAUGUCUAUGGUAACAAA